CUGGGAUCCAGCUAACAACAUCGGAGGAGCAAGCAGCCCAUCUAUCAGCCACACCGGAGACUAAAACUACGCAAGAUCUUCGUUUCACGGGACUUGUUUUGCUUCUCAACCCAAUUUCACCCAUCGUUGGAGCUGAAGACAAUAUCUACAGGCAUGGACAACAGACUGGUCCUCACUGUCCUAUUUGUGACGCUGUCCUGGAUGUCUGCGGGAAACUGCGUCCAAGCAGCAGGAAACACAACAAUUGCGGCAAACGUGACAACACCUGCGGCAAACAUAACGAGUGCAACAAACGUGACAACACCUGCGGCAAACAUAACGAGUGCAACAAACGUGACAACAGCAGCAGGAAACAACACAACGGCAGCACCAACCACAGGUCCCCCACUGACGACUAACACCACAGUGGAAACUCUUGAGACACCCGUUUCUAGGACAGGGUGUGGGAGCCAGAGGCUUUGUGGGACUCAGCCCACAGGCUGCGACCCCUCUGCCAACAACUCAUGUUUCUUUGCUAGUUUCAAGCAGAGGGGCAAUUCAAGAAAUUUUGAGAUUGAGGUCUCAGGAGAGUCAGAUGGCUACGUCGCUUGCACCCUGUCACGUGACAGCACACUGGGAGGAAAUGACACAACCUAUGUCUGUGCAAAUAACAACGGUGCAGUUGAAUUCUUUGGCGCUCUCCUCAACAACAACCAGCUGACUAAGACAACGCUGAACGUGAACUCUGUGAAGGGCAAAGUCAAUGGAAGAAAAAUCCAGUGUACAUUUGCUGCCACUGCACCACCACCCUUAGUCACUAGAGCAGGAGAAAGUUUCGCAAUCGGAAUCAGUACUGGACCCUUCACUAAUGGUACCCUGGGAACCUCCACCUCUAGAUUUCUGAGUCCUCUUGUAGACGUGUCAAAUUCUAACGGCACCGCUAUCAAUACCCUCAACGCCAACACCACCACCACCACCGCGUCCCCCAAUACCACUAGCCACGGCAUUACACUCCGGCAAUCUCUGACGCAAGCUGUGCUGAUGACUGUGGGUGUGCUCUCUCUGGCCAUGCUUUGAGGAAACUGAAACCCCCAAGACAAGAAAACCAUAACACUCCUAUUUACAUAUGUGUGCUACUGGAUACAAACAUCUCAAAAAGAGGUUUCCCAUAUGCAAUGCACCCAACAUUAAUUGGAUAAAUGCUUGAUUGUGUAUCAACUUACUGAAAGUAGCAGUGAUGGAGGGCGAUCACUCUUCUACAGCCUUUGAGACUCCUUUCACAUCCAUGGAGGUGCUGAAACAAAAAAAACAAGUAAAUCAUUUUAAAGGGUUUUUAAUUUAAUAUUUAAUCCAUUUUGUUAGUUUUGUAACCAUGUGACUGCUGCAUUUCUGUCCUACCAGUUACUCAAUUGCAGGCAAAUAUGUUGACUUUAUUCCUUAGGUCAAAAUCAAUCGUGUGGUUAGAAUGGGAUACAAAUGUGAUGCACAAUUACAACAAAAUCAAAUCUGUUUAACCAUAGAUGUUGUGCUAUAUUU
Molecule: messenger RNA, 1515 nt
Organism: Anarrhichthys ocellatus (wolf-eel)
Lineage: Eukaryota; Metazoa; Chordata; Actinopteri; Perciformes; Anarhichadidae
Product: putative ferric-chelate reductase 1
Exons: 7
Coding region: 154-1056 (300 amino acids)
Biological process (GO): regulation of postsynaptic membrane neurotransmitter receptor levels; regulation of glutamate receptor signaling pathway
Source: RefSeq, a predicted model, not a curated record